Molecule: messenger RNA, 5977 nt
Organism: Leucoraja erinaceus (little skate)
Lineage: Eukaryota; Metazoa; Chordata; Chondrichthyes; Rajiformes; Rajidae
Gene: ercc6
Product: excision repair cross-complementation group 6
Exons: 21
Coding region: 58-4551 (1497 amino acids)
Biological process (GO): transcription-coupled nucleotide-excision repair
Cellular component (GO): nucleus
Molecular function (GO): ATP-dependent chromatin remodeler activity; ATP binding
Source: RefSeq, a predicted model, not a curated record
GCGGCAGCAGCAGCAGCUGAGCCCGACUGGGCCGAGAGCGGUGAGCGACCGAAAACCAUGCCAACUGAAGGAAGCCAGUCUCCUGGUGGCCAGGGCCCAGAUGUGGCAUCUGCAGGUGGCCAGCAUCCAGAUGUGCCACCCGCUCUCCCAGCAGCUGGCCCAGAGUUUUCUCAAGGACAAGGAGCUCCUGCCGAUGGCUGGGCUGGCACUGACGUCACUGACAGCAGACCGUCCACCUCGAGGGUCCUCGUUCCCGCUGAGGUGCGGGGCGCUGCAAAGGGGCUGCAGAUUGACCGGCAGCAGAUCCAGGCGGUGGAGCGGAGUGCCCAGGUGAUGGAGCUGCAGAGCCUGGGAGUGGACAUCUAUGACCAGGAAGUGUUGGAGCAAGGAGUUUUACAACAAGUGGACAAAGCUAUCAAUGAAGCCAGCCAAGCAGCCAGGAGGGCAGAGGCAGAGAGGGAAUACCAUUCUGUGCUGGACGACCUGAGGUCCACCACAGCGUGUCUGAAGCACACCAACCAGAUCAUCGAACAGCUGACUCCCUAUGCUGCUACAAAUAAAGACAUCAACAGGAAGCUGGAGUCGGUGAAGAGACAGAGAGAAAACAAGGAGAAACAACUGAAGAAGAUCACGGCGAAACAGAAGCGGCUGCAGGCUGUGCUGACUGGUGCUGAUGUUCAGAAACUCGAAGCUGAGUUUGAACCUUGUGAAGAAGAAGCGGGUCCUUCAUCUUUAGGAAGCAUGUUGAUGCCUGUACAAGAAACGGAAUGGGAACAUUUGAUCCGUACGGGACAGAUGACACCUUUCGGCACUAAAAUAUCUCAGAAAGAAACAAAAAAGGAACCUCGAAGGGUUAUGCUCAACGAUGCUUCGGAUUUUGAGAAGUACCUUGUGGACCAGGCAAAGAUGGCAGCGACACGCAGGAAACCUUUCAUUAAAAGAAACAAGACAAAGGCACUGACUGUUACUAAUCAAGUUGAAGCUAAGACUUCAAACAGCAGUACUUCCAUUCCAAAACAUAGCCAUAAAAGAAAUGGCACCACGUCUAGAAUAGACCAAAAGCUGAAGAAGCAUUUGCAGAGGUUGCAGAGUAAAGCUGUGAAGACUAAAUUUAAGGCGGGGGUUCCAGUGAAGAGGAGCUUGUGUCAGGAGCCCAGGAUGGAGCAAGAGGACAAAGACACAGACAGCGAUACAUCUCUCUAUGUGCCUGAUGAGGAGCUCCUCGACCCAGAUCAGGUCGAUCUCGACAGCGAUGAGCUGUCGGGCUCCGAGAAGCUGAAGAAAGUAAAGAAGAAGAGGCAAAAAGCUCGGCGCACGGACGAAGAUUUCACUGCAAGCUCAGGAGAAGAUGAAACGAAACACAGACUGAAAAAACACAAGGAUGAUGGCAAUGUGGAGCUGUACCGGAAAAGAUUACGGAAAUGGAAUAGGAAACGGCUGUUAGAGAAGGAGCAGCGACGAGCAAGUGGAGAGGGUGCUGCAUCUGAUGAGAGUGAUGCAGAGUUUGAUGAGGGCUUCAAGGUGCCAGGCUUCCUUUGGAAAAAGCUUUACAAGUACCAACAGACAGGUGUGAGGUGGCUGUGGGAAUUGCACUGUCAGCAAGCAGGGGGGAUCCUGGGAGAUGAAAUGGGACUGGGCAAGACCAUUCAGAUAAUUGCCUUUUUGGCAAGCCUGAGCUACAGCAAGAUAAGGACACGCGGCUCAAAUUACAGGUACGAAGGUUUGGGGCCUGUAGUUAUUGUCUGCCCGGCAACAGUGUUACAUCAAUGGGUGAAGGAAUUCCAUACUUGGUGGCCACCAUUCAGAGUUGCAGUUCUUCAUGAAACAGGCUCUUUUACCAGCAGGAAGGAGAGGCUCAUUCAUGAAAUUGCAGAAUGCCAUGGUAUUCUGGUCACCUCUUAUUCCUACAUCCGGAUCAUGCAGGAGUCACUUGCACACUACCACUGGCAAUAUUUAAUUCUGGAUGAGGGGCACAAGAUCCGAAACCCAAAUGCUGCUGUUACUGUUGCGUGUAAACAGUUCCGGACUGCACACCGAAUUAUCCUGUCUGGUUCACCGAUGCAGAAUAACCUGAAGGAGCUCUGGUCCUUGUUUGACUUCAUUUUUCCAGGAAAACUAGGAACAUUGCAAGUCUUUAUGGAACAGUUUUCUGUCCCUAUUACAAUGGGAGGUUAUCAGAAUGCUUCCCCUGUUCAGGUACAAACCGCCUACAAAUGUGCUUGUGUUUUACGGGACACUAUAUGCCCAUACUUGCUACGAAGAAUAAAAGAUGAUGUAAAAAUUAAUCUGGCAUUACCAGAUAAGAGUGAACAGGUACUGUUCUGUCGCCUAACAGAAGAGCAACGUGAAGUCUAUCAAGGUUUUAUAGAUUCCAAGGAGGUCUAUCAGAUUCUCAAUGGGGAAAUGCAGGUAUUCUCAGGCCUGAUAUCUCUCAGGAAGAUCUGCAAUCACCCAGAUCUCUUUUCAGGUGGCCCCAAGAUCCUGAAGGGUGUGCCUGAUGAACAGCUGACUGAAGAAGAGCAUUUUGGAUAUUGGAAGCGUUCUGGCAAAAUGAUCGUGGUCGAUGCCUUACUGAAGCUUUGGCACAAACAGGGCCAUCGAGUGUUGCUCUUUUCACAGUCACGGCAGCUGUUGAACAUCAUGGAGCUAUUUAUACGAAAUCUGGGCUAUUCAUAUCUUAAAAUGGAUGGAUCAACAACCAUAGCUUCCAGACAGCCACUCAUUACUAAAUUCAAUGAGAAUUCUUCCAUAUUUGUCUUCCUUCUCACCACUCGCGUUGGUGGUUUGGGAGUUAACCUGACUGGAGCAAACCGAGUUAUUAUCUAUGACCCUGACUGGAACCCAAGUACUGACACACAGGCCCGAGAACGAGCCUGGAGAAUAGGCCAAAAGAAACAAGUUACCGUUUACAGAUUAUUGACUGCAGGCUCGAUUGAAGAAAAGAUCUAUCACAGGCAGAUUUUCAAGCAGUUCCUGUGUAAUCGAGUACUGAAGGAUCCGAAGCAGAGGCGUUUUUUCAAAUCUAAUGAUCUUACCGAGCUUUUCACAUUAAGCAGUCCAGAUGGUUCUCAGGGAACAGAAACAAGUGCGAUUUUUGCAGGUACGGGGUCAGAUGUUCAAGUGCCAAUCACACUCAAAAAGAAAACUGGAAGAGUUUCUGCUUCUUCACAGAAACGGAAAUCCAUUCCAUCAGACCAAGACGACAUCAAGCGUCUUAUGUUGCGAUGGCAUUCGUCUUUCCAACGUGUUGCCCAGAAAAAACAUGUAGACAAGAUUUCUGAUGGUUCACAAAAUCAAGUGGGACUCAGCAAUAAUUGUGAGAGCUUUGAAACGUUGCCUCGGGUCAAACUGGACAUGAAAGGUGCUGAAUGUACAUCUAAUUUAAGUACAGAAUAUCAUGGCUUGUAUAACAGAAAUGAACCCACUAAUCCACUGCACAACAGCAAAGUUAAUAGUACAGAAGGUGAAAGCUUGACCCAACUAUCUGAUGACCAAGAUCCAGGGCAAUCUGUAUCAGACGAGGAGAGGAAAACCAGGCAACUACUUUCAGCAACAUUGCAUAAUAGAGCAGAGGCUGACAAAAGCUGUGGACGGCUUCAUAAGCACCAGUCGAAAACGAAACAUCAGCUGUCAGGAGGUGACCAGGAUGGCGUUCUUUCAGACAGUGGGCGUAAAGCUAAGCACAAGCACAGAAACCACAAGCAACACAGAGAUGCACAUUGCGAAGGUGCCAUCAUCCCACACUUGGUAAAGCGGCAGAAAAUUAAAAAGACGGACUCUGUAGAACAAAAUGAGAAGGGAGGCCGCAGGCAGACUGAUGAUUAUGUGUUGGAAAAACUCUUCAAAAAGUCAGGAAUCCACAGUGUGAUGAAACAUGAUGUUAUUAUGGAGUCAUCCAACCCUGAUUAUGUGCUGGUGGAAGCAGAGGCUAAUCGUGUGGCUCAGGAGGCUUUGAAAGCACUGAAGGCAUCAAGACAACGUUGUCUGGCUGUCUCCUCUGGUGUUACAUCCAGGAUCAGCAACAGUCAGUCACCAGGACCAGUCGCUGGGCCAAAGUUGAGGUUUGGCCUGAAGAAAAACCCAUUGAUCCCACCCAGUAAUCCUGCUUCCAAAUCUAUACCAGAAAAAUGCAAGGAUGCUGCUAUACCAGAAAAGGAGCAGUUAGCCAGACCUCAUUUCAGUGGCGUUGGAACAGAGGAGGAGGCCAGUCGCACGCUUCCAUCCUCGACUUCAUUGCUGGCCAAAAUGCGUGCCAGGAACCACCUGACGCUGUCGCAAGUACUGGAGACUGACGAGAGUUGUGGGCCGGGCCCAGUGCCUCCCUCCGUGCCAACCGAACACGAUGAUCUGUUGGUAGAAAUGAGGAACUUCAUUGCAUUCCAGGCCGGUAGUGAUGGCCAGGCCACCACCACAGAGUUGUUGCAGGAGUUCCAGUCCAAGUUAUCGUCGGCACAGACGGUUGUCUUCCGAGAACUACUCCGGAACUUGUGCACUUUCCACAGAAGCACCUCUGGAGACGGAGUCUGGAAACUCAAACCAGACUUCCGCUGAACAUUCCUGCUGAUCCCAUUGUGGAAUGUCCCGGAGAAGAUCUGGCAACGGUUGAUUUAAUUGCUGCUUAGUAAAGUAAUUAUUUUAUAAAUAAAGAUUAAAUUAUCCAUGACAAAUUUUGUAAAAGUCAACAACCAUUCGUUCAGGUACAUCUGUCCUGAACAGCUUCAUUAAACUGUCCAUUUUAGUCAGUGGCCUAGACUUAAAAUAAAGAUCUUUAUAUUGAGCUUUGAUAUUUAAUAUUGAGAAAAUGUUGCUACCUACCUCAGGGGAAAACUGCAUACUUAGAAGUUAAAUAUGUGACAAGUUUCAAUUCAUUAUGAUUAUUACUAUGUAGCAGUAGUUAUCAUUGGAUCACCUGCUAUCUUUAGUCAGUUUGAUAAUCUGAGUGUGUUUAAAUUGGCCUUUUGUAAUAAUUCUAAUAGCAUGGAUAAUAUUAUUCCAAAUAAUAAUGAAGUACUAGAAUAAUAUUAUCAUAAGUAAUAAUUAAGAACUGGAAUAAUGUUAUCCCAAGUAAUAAUACAAACUGGAUAGUGGGAAGGAUGGAUGUUAGAUCUCCAUUUGAUCAGCUUUGUGAAUUUAUAGAUUCUCAAGUUACAAAGUUUGCUUAUUUAGGAUGCCAGAAACUUGAGUGAUAGUAAAACGAGGUUUGGUUUUGAAGAUGGAGAGAAGCAUGUAUUGAGUGUUGUGCCGUGGUCUCCUCACUGCUGAUCAUUUGUCCUGGUGCUAGAGCUUGGUGUGGCUCAUUUUCCUUCCUUGGUCAAAUAGGCAGUGGUUGCCCCUUUCAUCUUAUCAAUACCAUUCUAUUUAUAAAUCUCAGUUACAACAAGUGGAACUUGAAUUUAUGGAGUAUGUUAUCACGACAGAAUAUUUGAAGUUUACAGCCAGUGAAUCGCUUUCUAAUAUGUGCUCACUAUAUAUGUGUGCAUGCAUAUUACGUAUGCACAAGUCCAGCGACAAUAGGUCAUUCGGCCCUUCGAGCCAGCAACCUCCAUUCAAUGUGAUCAUGGCUGAUCUUCCACAAUCAGUACCCCGUUCCUGCCUUCUCCCCGUAUCCUUUUGUUUUUGGAUUGUUGGCUAAACUUCCUGUAUGUUUACGCAAGGUGUCAUUGGACAUUUUAUACUAACUUGAAGAGACUUGAAAAUAAGCAACAUUAUGGAAUUGGGUCAGGCAGCAUCUAUGAGGAGAGAGAAAAUCCAAGACCAAAGUCAUUAGAACCAGAUACAGCUCAGCAUAGAGCUUGUGGUACGGAGGAAACAAAGGGAAUGUCAAUGAUAAGAUGAAGAGCAAGACGGGCUGGCAGGGAGCAGAUAGGGGCAGUAUGUCAAUUGCAGAUUACAUGUUUUUCCUCUACUUGCUAAAUGUUUGUAAGGUGUCCUUGAGACUCUUGAAAGGCGCCCAUAACUAAAAUUUAUUAUUAUUAUU